UACUUCUCCCCCCCGGCCCUAUAUAUGCAAAGCGAACUCUUCUUCUACGGCCACACCGGCACCACACGGACUGCUGCUCUCUGCUCUGCCCUCCAUUGCUGCAACUGCUGCUCUGAGCUGCUGAGCAGCACCGUGCUACCGUGAGCUCGAUCAGUUCCGAAGAUGAUCAAGCUGAGGUACCCCAAGAAGCUGUUCAGGAGGAGCUCCUCCAAGGGCAGCACUACCAGCAGCAGCAGCGACGGCGAUGCCGGCAGCGUCCGCGGCGGCGGGGAGAUCGAGUGGGAGGUUCGGCCGGGCGGCAUGCUGGUGCAGAAGAGGGACUGCAGGGCGGACGUGGAGGUCAUCACCGUCAGGGUCGCCACCGGCUUCUCCUGGCACGACGUCUCCGUUGUGGCUACCUGCACUUUUGGUGAGCUGAAGGUGGUGCUGUCCAUGGUGACAGGGCUGGAGCCUCGGGAGCAGAGGCUGCUGUUCAGGGGCAAGGAGAGGGAGGACAGCGACCACCUCCACAUGAUCGGGGUGAGGGACAUGGACAAGGUGCUGCUCCUCGAGGACCCUGCCCUCAAGGACAUGAAGCUCCGGGCCGGACUCACAGCCCAGGCCGUGCAGAGCCCGUAUCAGACUUUUAUCAAGGUGUAGGCCUGCCCAGCUCGGCUUGGCCCGCCGCCGCCCUAACUGAUAGAGUAAACCAGUGUCAUUCGGCUGCUGUGCUCUUGGUUGGUGAUUGUCUGCUGCUAAUCAGUGCUUAGUACCACUCCAUGUAUGGUAUGGGCAAAGGAAACGGCCCCCUUUCAUGUGAGAGUUAGAGUACCACUGCUUGUUAGUUGUGUGUUUUCUCAUUUGUAGGUAGAAAUGCACUUGUAAUGCUGAGUGUGGCUGUCAUCAUAUAUGCAUGCUGAGUCUUUGCUGUCAAGAAAAUGCAAACUUAGAUGACGCAGGCAUACUGGCCUAGCAAGUUCCACACACAGUUUCGACUCUGAAGGGCCUCCAGAGCUCCAACUGAUGAUGAUUUAGAGACAGACAUUCCUCCUUUUCGGGCGAUGCCUCUUAUUUCAA
Sorghum bicolor (sorghum) is the source of this 1056-nucleotide messenger RNA. Its product is annotated as BAG family molecular chaperone regulator 3. Lineage: Eukaryota; Viridiplantae; Streptophyta; Magnoliopsida; Poales; Poaceae. Bases 163 to 639 code for a protein of 158 amino acids. The record is from RefSeq and is a predicted model, not a curated record. Gene Ontology annotation, molecular function: protein binding. The transcript is spliced from 2 exons.